GGCUCGCUGGUCGAAAUGUUUGCUGCAAGGUUGCUUCGGGUGUCACAGCGCGUACACUGCCCUUCAUUGGCCUCGAGAAACAUAUCCACGACUUCCUCGAGGCAUUCUGACGCUCUUUUUGUGCAUCGGGACACUUCGUAUAACAACCCGAAGAUUCCCUUUGAAUUUACAUCAGAUAAUAUUAAGAGGGCAGAAGAAAUCAUCUCCCGUUAUCCUCCACAAUAUAAGAAGGCAGCAGUGAUCCCUCUUUUGGACUUGGGACAGAGGCAGAACAAAGGAUGGACGAGCAUCAGUGUCAUGAAUUACGUGGCUAAAUUUCUCGAAAUGCCUCCCAUGCGAGUCUAUGAAGUCGCAACUUUCUACACCAUGUUCAACCGGGAACCUAUAGGCGAGAAUUUCGUACAAGUAUGCACUACUACGCCAUGCAUGCUUCGUGGUUCUACCGAAAUCUUGGACACAGUCUGUGGUCACCUCGGCGGUAUUAAACCGGGAGAGACAACGAAAGAUGGCAAGUUCACGGUCAUUGAAGUCGAAUGUCAGGGCGCUUGUAGUAAUGCUCCAAUGAUGGUGAUCAAUGAUGAUUUCUACGAGGAUUUGACGUCGGCCACCACGACGAAAAUAUUGGACGCAUUUACGAAAGGGCAAAAGCCGAAGCCUGGACCUCAAAGCGGGCGAUACACCAGCGAGAACUCAGCUGGUUUGACGUCGCUUACUUCCAAACCGUAUGGCCCUGGAGAAUUCUGUACUCCAGAGUUCAGCUAGACGUCUUAUCGUUUUGUUGAUAGCUGUGCAUAGAGUGUUACAUACGACAUAUGAGACUUGCCAAGUAAUACACCCUUAAAUAGCAAAAACGGUUCCAAUCUCUAUCGAAAACUCAGUAACUCUCAGUCGUCUCCUUCCC
Serpula lacrymans var. lacrymans S7.9 is the source of this 901-nucleotide messenger RNA. RefSeq names its product NdufV2, NADH dehydrogenase 24 kd subunit (gene NdufV2). NCBI's taxonomy places the organism in Eukaryota, Fungi, Basidiomycota, Agaricomycetes, Boletales, Serpulaceae. Gene Ontology annotation, molecular function: NADH dehydrogenase activity. The transcript is spliced from 6 exons. The coding region runs from base 16 to 762 and encodes 248 amino acids. The record is from RefSeq and is a predicted model, not a curated record.